This is a messenger RNA of Drosophila elegans, 1628 nucleotides long. Its product is annotated as leucine carboxyl methyltransferase 1. Gene Ontology annotation, cellular component: cytosol. Gene Ontology annotation, molecular function: protein C-terminal leucine carboxyl O-methyltransferase activity. Lineage: Eukaryota; Metazoa; Arthropoda; Insecta; Diptera; Drosophilidae. The record is from RefSeq and is a predicted model, not a curated record. The coding region runs from base 172 to 1203 and encodes 343 amino acids. The transcript is spliced from 4 exons. Gene Ontology annotation, biological process: C-terminal protein methylation.
CAGUGUUAUCGACUAUCGAAAGCGCAGCUGUUUUCGUCUGAGAAAAAAAUCACAGAGGAAACACUCGAAGGAUAUCAAGGAUUUUGGGAUUCUGGGACUCUGUGGCGCAGCAGGAGCUGAUCGUAAAUAAGACUCGAACGGGAAACAGCCGAGCACUUGCGCCGGAGAGCCAUGGAGCCGCCAUCGCCGGGCGGAAUCGCGUCCGCCGGCUCGACGCACAAGUUCCAUCCGUGCGAUGAGGCGGUAAUAGCCACCAACGACGAUGCCAGCGACUGCAAGCGAUGUGCGGUACGCCUGGGCUACUGGAAGGACGACUACAUCGGGUACUUUGUGCGCAACCAGGAGCGCAAGGCGCCGGAGAUCAACCGGGGGUACUUUGCCCGGGUCAAGGGCGUGGAGAUGUGCGUCGAGAAGUUUCUGAAGAAAACGUCGGGCAACUGCCAGAUCAUCAAUUUGGGCUGCGGCUUCGACACACUCUACUUCCGGCUGAGGGACACCGCCCACCAGGUGAAGAACUUCAUCGAGCUUGACUUUCCCACGGUGACCGCCCGCAAGUGCUACACAAUCAAGCGGAACAAGGCCCUGCUGGCCAGGAUUCACGACGAGGACGGCGAAGUGCGGCUGAGUCCCACGGACCUGCACGGACCCAGCUACCACCUGAUGGGCGUCGACCUGCGCAACCUCGACGAGGUGGACAACAAGCUGCAGCAGGCCGAAGUGGACUACUCCCUGCCCACCAUCUUCCUCGCCGAGUGCGUGCUCGUCUAUAUCGAGGCGCAGAACUGUCGCAAUCUGCUCAAAUGGAUCGCCCAAAAGUUUCAGGCCGCCGUCUUCGUCAACUACGAGCAGGUGAACAUGAACGACCGCUUUGGCGAUGUGAUGCUCAACAACCUGCGCGGACGCGGCUGCAGCCUGGCAGGAGUGGAGUCCUGUCUGUCGCUGGAGACGCAGCGGAAUCGCUUCAAGGACAGCGGCUGGACAGGAGCGCGCGCCUGGGACAUGGUGCAGGUGUACGAGAGCAUCUCGGCGGCCGAAAGGCAGCGCAUCGAGCGGCUGGAGAUGCUGGACGAGGGCGAACUGCUGCUGCAGCUGUUCCAGCACUACUGCCUGGUGGUUGCCUGGCUGGGCGUGACCUUCCAGGACAUAGAUAUCACGUGCGUGCCAGUCGUCGAGGAGCUGAUGUCCUCGCUUAACAUUGACUAGGAGGAGCGAUGAGGGAGGCAAGGAUGAAGUGACAGCCAACUUGGAUGAAUUAUUUAUUGACUCUUCUUUGCUCCACUCGGAAGGAAGGCCAUGCCAAAAGAUUUUGCUUCUCAACGUGUUAAUCUUAAUAACAAUUAAUUAUACAAAAACCAUCGAAAUCAAAAUGUAUUUAAACAACUAUCCCACACGGAACCACUCACACAUUGCUUGAUUUGUACAUUUUUGAAUGUUCCUUAUACAUUUUUCCCUUGUUACGUUCUUUAUUAUUUAAACGCUUAUUUUAUUCUUGAAAUUGAUUACUAAUUUAUCACCGAAUCUUGGCGAAAAUUGAUAUGCCAUUCAUUCAUUCCCCAAUUCUAGUGUGCGUUUUAAGUGUAAAUGUAUUUCGAAAUUAAUAAAAACAAAACUUAAUUGCAAAACUGAAA